This is a messenger RNA of Colletotrichum graminicola M1.001, 3237 nucleotides long. RefSeq lists its product as uncharacterized. The coding region runs from base 1 to 3237 and encodes 1078 amino acids. The record is from RefSeq and is a predicted model, not a curated record. NCBI's taxonomy places the organism in Eukaryota, Fungi, Ascomycota, Sordariomycetes, Glomerellales, Glomerellaceae. The transcript has 3 exons. Gene Ontology annotation, molecular function: methyltransferase activity.
AUGGAAGACGACAUAACUUGGCUCACUCGGGCUUUGCUGGCAGAGGGAGUACCAGAACAUCAACCGUAUCAUGGUGAAGAGCCGGCCUACGACAACGCCUGGGCGGAUGAACAACUUUCAAUAAACAACCAGACCGAGUUGGCUCAAGAUAUGGCGCCCGGGGCUGGCACGGACACGCCACUCGCUGAGCAUCAGAUGCCGCCACAGGACUUGGCUGACUAUCCUGUGAGUUUCAACCAGGCCAGUGGCUCUCACACCGUGGCUCCGGCGGCUUACAUGGGCGAUGAGCUUCUCGCGGUCCAUCCGCAACAAAAUCAAAGUCAUCACUCUUCCUACGGCAAUCAACAGACUUGGGAUGCUCAACCGGGAGAAACAAGCUCCUUUGAAAACACCCAGAACCUUCAGCCUCACAACUAUGAAGGGGUCGAUGAUGGAAACAUCUUCCCAAUCAACGGUUCAAUCAACAAUGGCUUGCCUGAGCAACCCCCCGGUCAGUUGCAUCAGUCUGACUUCGAUUUGAACUGGGGCCAAUACUUCGAUGAUAACUAUUUUGGCGAUGGUCAGGGAAGCUUCGACAUUCCUCUUGUUGAUGCUUCUCAUCAGCCUCAGAACCAUACGUCUGCUGGCCCGCUCUUCCACGCCCCCCAACGAGCGACUGGUGAGCAAGACAGCGAGACCAACGUGCAGAUUUUGCUUGGAGCUCAUGCUCAAUCCGGCGAGGACAUCAACAUGCUGGGAAUCUUCCAAACACCAGAGGGACUCCUCAAAGUCUUGAUGGACGCCUGCAAGCUGGAAGACAGUCCGCUUCCUGUCCCGGGCUUGUUGCUGCAUCAGAAUGGGCAUCGAGUAGGGUGCCUCGAAGACUUGGACGAGCGAGCUGUUCUCACGCCGCGGGACUCCUUCAGCAUCGUAUUCAACAGAGCGCUCAAGCUCGGCUUCGACAAGGUCGCCGAGGAGGGCGGCGUUGCUUUCAGGAUCGCCACUAUGUGCUCUGGCACGGACGGCCCGAUCUUGGCUCUACGCGAAUUCGCCGAGGCAGCCACUGGCCGCGGCUACCUUGGUGUCCUUCGUUAUGACCAUGUGUUCAGCGUUGAGAUCGAUCCGUUCAAGCAGGCUUUCAUUGAGAGAAACUCUCCCCCUUCCGGACCCAUCUUCAGAAACGUCAUCGACGUGGGGAGGCCUGGCGCAGUUCAAGCUAUGACGGCAUCCGGUGCGAUGGCAGACAUUCCGACGGAUAUCGAUAUUCUCGUUGCCGGUAGCUCCUGCGUAGACUUCUCAGCCCUCAACUUCCAACGAGAGAACAAGAAGAAGGCAUCCGGCUUGCAGAAGCUUUUUGAGGAAUUCGAGAAAAGAGGCAUCACCGACGUCCUCGGCCAAGAUGAUCCCGUUGCGGGGGAAGUUAUUGAGGGCCUCAAGGAGCUUUUCGAAAAUAUCGACAAAGAACAGGGGGAGUCGACCAAGACGUUCUUGUCGGUCCUCCUCUACGUCCAUGCGCACCGCCCCAAGAUUGUCAUCCUGGAGAAUGUCACCAAGGCACCCUGGGACCAAAUCAAGGGGUUCUGGCUCCCCGCCAUCGGAUACAGUGCCGCCGUGGUUCAGGUGGAUUCCAAGAACUUCCUCGUGCCCCAAACAAGACAGAGGAAGUACCUGAUUGCAGUCGACGGCAGAAGAUACGGUGACGGCGCUUCGCAGAUCGUCAACGAAUGGACCAAACUCAUGGCCCCUUCACAAUGGUUCAAAACCCCCCCGGACCUGCAGAGGUUCCUGCUUCCUCCCUCAGACCCACGCGUCCUGCAAGCCAGAUUCAAGCUGGAGAGGGUUUUGCUGUCGAAACCCAAAAAGGACGUUGAAGCCGUCGUGUGCCAGAACGACCAUCGACUUGCGCGGCGGAACGAGGGGCUCGGCAACACUCAGCCUUACACUCGACUGGACGCUCGUGGUAAUGUCGUGCCUCGCGAGGAAUCCUGGCGCGGCUACAUAUCUGCCAUCACGACGCGGAUGCAGGACCUCCUGGACAUCACCUGCUUGAGGGGUUACAUCAAGGGGUUCGACUUCACUUUCAAGCUCCUUGUUCUCGAUCUCGGGCAGAAUGUGGACCGCCAAAGCGCCAGACUGGGCGUCAUGCCUUGUAUUCUGCCGUCCUGUGAUCCGUUUCUGUCGUUCUACGGCCGUCCUGUCUUGGGUCUAGAGUGCCUUGCCGUACAGGGUAUCCCGAUCGAUCGCAUAUCCAUCUCGGUGGAGAAGGAGGCUCAGCUGAAAGACCUGGCGGGCAAUGCCAUGACAACAACAGUGGCAGGCGCGGCCAUCUUGUGCGCCAUCAUUACCGAGAGAAGAUUUGUCGUCAAGGCACGCAAUCACCUCUACUUGCCUUGCCCGGCUGAUCAAGCGAGCCCUGCGUACCUUCUUCCUGAUUCACCUUCCGAUUUCGAGAUCUACGCCAACGAUUUCGACUACCCCGUCAACCCCGUCAACCCAAGCAUUCAGCCACUUGCUUCUUCCUCCAUCAUUCCUACUGCCGACGCGAAUAACUCACCCACGGCGGACGCGAGCAAGAUGGAGUGGCAGAACGCCCUCUUCGACACCUUGCACAACAAGCUUGCUGUUGGCUUCCUCACCGAGCUCUGCGGCAAGGGCCGUCGAAACUGUCUCUGCGAUGCCUUCCGCAAACAUCAACACACAGGAACAUACUGGCGCUGUGAUGACUGCGAUGAGAUUCGCUGUGAAUCCUGCACGGGAAACCCCGAGCACAACUUUGACAAGCUUCACCCUGUCGACUCUACCCGCUUCAUUGACAAGAAUGUGGCUUAUCAGAUUGCUACCGUCGCAUUCCCAGCUCAUCUUUUUGUCGACAUGACGAAACUCCAGGCAGAUGUCCUCGACGGCCUCGAUGAUGAGCAGUUUCGUCACCACCGCGCCGCUUUGCAACUGGCAAUCGAAAAAUGCUGCGGCUCCAAGCACUACUUUCAGACAAGCCUUAAGUUCAGAGAAGACAUCACUGUGACUUACGAGUCGAUCGACUCCUACAUCACCCUUGUUGUCACCGAGAAGGAUCUCACGUGGAACCUUCAUGUUCGACAGAGUUACUUCGAUCAUACGGAUCCUUCCAUGGAACUGAAUGAGGCGACCAAGAACGCCGCUUAUCAGCUCAACUCACUGCAGUAUGACCUCAGCAAGCCUCUUUUGAAGGCUGUCAUUUCCGACCCCCAAGCCAGCAUUAUCCCCACUGAGGACAACUAG